Labrus mixtus (cuckoo wrasse) is the source of this 3323-nucleotide messenger RNA. RefSeq names its product integrin, beta 6 (gene itgb6). Lineage: Eukaryota; Metazoa; Chordata; Actinopteri; Labriformes; Labridae. Gene Ontology annotation, molecular function: integrin binding. The record is from RefSeq and is a predicted model, not a curated record. Gene Ontology annotation, cellular component: focal adhesion; integrin alphav-beta6 complex; cell surface. The transcript has 16 exons. Bases 244 to 2592 code for a protein of 782 amino acids. Gene Ontology annotation, biological process: cell migration; cell adhesion mediated by integrin; integrin-mediated signaling pathway.
ACACAACAGCACACAUGAGCCAAGGAGCAUGGGCAGCAGGGUCACCCUUGCACCAUGCUUCAUAAAGGGCGCCGUUACAAUAGGUUUACUGUUACUGUGACGGCUGCCGGGAUACAAUAGGACUGAAUGUACUGGCCUGAUGCUUCUACACUCCUCUCCACUUUUCACUUGAUGACAAGAGGGACAGACUGAGACGGGACAGCAUGUUAUCAGAGGACGCCCCUGAAGUAACCUCGCGGACUAAUGGGGCUUAUACUGCUGAGCCUGAUUCUGCGGUACUGGAUCAACACCGUGGAGGGAUCAUGUUCAGCUGGCAGCGCUGUGACAUGUGACCAGUGUCUGCAGAUCAGUUCCCACUGUGCCUGGUGCACACAGGAGAAUUUCACAGACUGGUUUUCAGUCAGCGAGCGAUGUGACACACCGGAUCGUUUAUUAGAAAAAGGAUGCGCAAGGGACCAGCUGGAGUUCCCUGUUUCCAAAGGCCAAAUCCUGCAGGAUCGUCCACUCGGGAAGAAGACCGGCAACACCAACAGCACUCAGAUCUCCCCACAGAAAAUGGCACUCAAACUUAGACCCGGCAGUCAGGUUACUUUCCAGGUCAAGAUUAAGCACACACAGGACUAUCCGGUGGACAUCUACUACCUGAUGGACCUUUCAGCAUCCAUGGUCGAUGAUCUGGAGACGAUCAAAGACCUGGGUUCCACUCUGUCUAAAGAAAUGUCCACGCUGACUAGUAAAUUUAGAAUGGGCUUUGGAUCUUUUGUGGAGAAACCUGUCCUGCCCUUCAUCAAGAUCACAGAAGAAGAACUCAGCAACCCCUGCAGCAGUGUAGGCUUAACCUGCCUGCCAACAUUCGGAUACAAACACGUCCUGUCACUGACGAGCAGAACGGACAAGUUUAAUGAGAUCAUCAGAAAGCAGCGUGUUACGGCAAAUAUUGAUGUGCCAGAGGGAGGCUUUGAUGCCAUCAUGCAGGCAGCUGUUUGUGGGGACAAGAUAGGCUGGAGGAAUGACUCGAUGCGUUUGCUGGUGUUUGUCAGUGAUGCUGACUCACACUUUGGCAUGGAUAGCAAGAUGGCCGGCAUUGUGAUUCCCAACGACGGGCAGUGUCACCUGGAUGUCAACAACGUAUACUCCAAGUCUACAGUACUGGAGUAUCCCACUCUUGGUCAGCUGAUGGAUAAGGUGGUGGAGAACAAUAUCUUACUGAUAUUUGCUGUGACAGAAAAACAGAAAGACAUUUAUGAGAAUUAUGCAAAUGUCAUACCUGGCGCCACAGUCGGAGUCCUGGCGACGGAUUCGCGGAACGUCCUGGAACUGAUUAUAACAGCAUACAAAGAGCUGCGUUCAGAGAUCGAACUGGAGGUCCUUGGAGAUACCGAGGAGCUCCAGAUGUCCUUUACAGCCAUUUGCCCAAAUGGAAGCGUCCUCCCUGAUAUGAAACACUGCUCCAACAUCAAACCUGGAGAGACGGUAGUAUUCAACGUGACUGUGGAGCUCCCAGGAUGUCUGUCAGGAGUCCGAUACUUCUCCCUCAAACCGGUGGGCUUACAGGACAGUUUGGAGGUGGAACUGGAGUCUCUUUGCUCGUGUGACUGCCCGCAGCCUCCUGAAGCAAACACCAGCCUGUGCACUGAGGGCCAGGGGGCUUUCCAGUGUGGUGUGUGCAUGUGUCAGCCUGGGUUCCUCGGAGCAGAGUGCGAGUGCAAUGAAGAAAGCACUUUGUUGAGCAACUGCCUCGCUAACAAUGUGUCAUCAAUAUGCAGUGGUCAGGGGCAGUGCUACUGCGGACAGUGUGUGUGUCAUGCAUCCAGUUUUGGACGCAUCUACGGACCUUACUGCGAGUGUGACGAUUACUCCUGUGUUCGAUUCCGCGGAGAGCUCUGCGGAGGCCAUGGGAUGUGUGACUGUGGGGAGUGUCACUGUGAACGCGGCUGGACGGGCGAGUACUGCAACUGCAGCAGUAGCACAGAGGCGUGCAUGUCAGAGGAUGGCGCUGUCUGCAGCAGCCGGGGGAGAUGUGAGUGUGACCAGUGUGUCUGCUCCGUACCUGGAGCAUCUGGGGACAGGUGUGAGAAGUGUCCGACAUGUGGAGACGCCUGCAGCUCUGCAAGGACCUGUGUAGAGUGCCAUCUGCAAGAUAAGGAUGAUGCUGAGCUGUGUGAUCAGAAGUGCAGUGUCCCAAAAGUUUUCAUCAACACAACAGCAGAUUUUGACAAGAGUGCUUCUAUGCAAUGCACUCUAAUGACGGAGAACGAGUGCUGGAUCUCGUUCAGUGUGGUGGCAGGUGAGACUGGGAUCACGGCCUACAACCUCCAGAUAUAUGGUUGUCCAGAGCCGCCCAACAUCCCCAUGAUUAUCCUGGGGGUCUCCCUCUCCAUAGUGUGCAUUGGCCUGAUCCUGCUCGGUGUGUGGAAGGUGCUGGUGUCAGUCCAUGACCGCAAAGAGGUGGCCAAGUUUGAGGCUGAGAGGUCCAAGGCUAAGUGGCAGACGGGGACGAACCCUCUGUUCAGAAGCUCAACGUCAACAUUCAAAAAUAUAACUUAUAAGAACACACAGAGAGAAAAGAUUAUUACACUGGCUCCCUACUGAUGGCAAAGUGGAGGUGAACCAUCACCUGAGUGCACUUUGUUGUGUGAGUGAGUGAGAGAGUGUGUGUGUGUGUUUGAAUGAGUGCGAGAGAGAUGGAAAGAGAAUAUUUUGUACAAUUUUUUACAUGAAUCUUUGUACUGAUUCAGAGACUAUACCACAGUAAAUAACACUGUGACAGAAGAACACUACAUGAUGAACCUGCUGCUUUUUAAAGUGCUCUGUCAAUGUACUGUUAAACACUGAACUUCACUGCUGUGUCGUACUUUAACACAGCUUUGUCUACUGUAAGGUGCAGCUUGGGAAAGAGAGGUCUACACUUCCUGUGGUCUACUACUGAAAAAAAAUCUAUGUUUUAUUCUAAUUAAUGUAAAUAUACAGGUGGAUGAUUUUUUUUUAUUUUUGUGUUUGUUGUUAAAUUGUAAAGUAAGGCUGAGCCUUCGAUGUUGAUAGUUGAGUUUUUAAGUGGCAUGGCACAUAAACAAAGUGGAUUUUUGACUCAAAUUGUAAAAUAAUAAUACUUCUUACAUUCAGAGUUGAUUGUGUGUUACAACAGAGUUCUGAAAGAUCCUGAUAUUUAUUGAAUUUAUUGUUCAGAAUUGGCAUUAAAAAGCAGGUUAAAGGUAAGUUUAUUUUGUUUAUAUUUAAAACAGCAAACUCUAUCAAAUAGAAACGUCACUAUCUUCUCACUCAUGGGAAGUAAAGAACAAGUAAUAAAAUGCAUUUGUCCUGAA